Ilex paraguariensis (yerba mate) is the source of this 2022-nucleotide messenger RNA. NCBI's taxonomy places the organism in Eukaryota, Viridiplantae, Streptophyta, Magnoliopsida, Aquifoliales, Aquifoliaceae. The record is from the annotation of a GenBank genome assembly.
CUAUACAUCUGGGUUUUAGGUUUUUUCUUUUCUUUUUCCUUGAUCCAAUAAAACCCAUCCGGUUUAUCAUACUUGUGUGCAGUUUCUUGGUUCCCAGUACUGCGUGGAUCUUCUCUUUCCGAUCGGACAACAAAGGAAAUGGGUAUAAGGGGUGUUUGUUUGGACGAAGACAAACCCUCAAAAUCAGAAGUUUAUGGCCACCAGAGAUCAAAGUUGCCUGGUAAAGAACCACAAAUUCCGAACACUAAAUACCCUGCCCCGGCAGCCCAAUUGCCGGCAGCAAAGCCAACACUGACACUGAAACCAGUUCACGUGCCAGACACACUCCUGGGUAAGCCAUAUGAAGAUGUUAAGCAACGCUAUACAAUUCGGAGAGAAUUGGGUAAGGGUGAAUUUGGUGUUACACAUCUUUGUACUGAAAUUUCAACUGGUAGACAAUAUGCUUGCAAGUCAAUAUCCAAAAAGAAGCUUCUUACAAAGAAUGAUAUGGAUGAUUUGAAGAGACAGAUCGAGAUUAUGAAUCAUUUGAGUGGGCAGUCCAAUAUUGUUGAAUUGAAGGGUGCUUAUGAGGAUAAGCAAUCAGUUCACCUUGUGAUGGAGUUAUGUUCAAGUAGAUCUCUCUUUGAUCGGAUUAUUGCCAGGGGACAUUAUACUGAAAGGGCCGCGGCUUCAAUAUGCAGGGCAGUCGUGAAUUUUGUGCACGUCUGCCAUUUUAUGGGAGUGAUGCACCGGGACCUCAAGCCAGAGCAUUUCUUAUUUUCUGACAACAGUGAAAAUGCUCCACUGAAGGCUACAGGUUUUGGGUUAGCAGUAUUCAUUGAAGAAGGAAAGGUGUACCAGGAUAUAGUUGGGACUCCUUACUAUGUUGCUCCUGAAGUGUUACGGCGUAGAUAUGGGAAGGAAAUAGAUAUCUGGAGUGCAGGGGUUAUGUUGUAUAUCUUACUCAGUGGUGUACCUCCCUUCUGGGCAGAAACAGAGAAGGGCAUAUUUAAAGCCAUUUUGGAAGGAGAUAUUGACUUUGAAAGUCAGCCUUGGCCAUCUAUAUCGUGUGGUGCCAAGGACCUAGUUCGGAAGAUGCUGACACAGGACCCGAAAAGACGGAUUACUUCUGCCCAAAUUCUUGAGCACCCAUGGAUUAAAGGUGGAGAAGCUUUGGACAAGCCACUAGACAACGUAGUUCUCUCUAGGAUGAAGCAAUUCAGAGCAAUGAGCAAACUGAAGAAGCUUGCGCUGAUGGUCAUUGCAAAAAAUCUCUCUGCACGAGAAAUUCAAGGGCAAGGGCUGGAAACAAUGUUUAUGAAUAUGGACACUGACAAAAGUGGAACAAUCACAUACGAAGAACUAAAAACUGGCUUUGCUCGACUUGGUUCAAAGCUCACUGAGGCUGAAGUUAAGCAGCUCAUGGAAGCUGUUGAUGUGGAUGGAGAUGGGAUAAUUGAUUUCACUGAAUUCAUUACUGCUACAAUGCCUAAACACAAACUAGAGAGAAAGGAACGCCUCUACAAAGCCUUUCUGCAUUUUGAUAAAUAUAAGAGGGGGUUCAUUGCUCGAGAUGAAAUAGAAACAGUGAUGAAAGAACGUGGAGUGGGCAGUGCAGCGACCAUCAAGGAAAUAAUAGCUGAAGUGGACACAAAUAAUGUUGGAAGAAUCAACUACGAGGAGUUUUGUACAAUGAUGACAAGAGGAACCUAGCAGCCUGGCAAGCUUUUUUAGUAAGAUUGAUGACUCUAAAUGGAUAGGCACUCAGUGAAAUCAUCACAAAACUACAUUUGUUGAUCAAAUGGGACCUAAGGAUUUUGAGAUUUCCUCAAAACAGUCUUUUCAUUGUAGCUUAUGUGCAUGACUCUUUGAUAUGAAAGGUUCGCUUCAUUUUUGAGUGAACGAUUUGUAUAUUUCUAAUUUGUGUGCGCAUCUGAGUCUUUGACUCGUUAUGGUCUACUUUUCUUCUUUUUUUAUUAUAUUUGUAUCAUUUGUAAUCUAGACUAUAAAACACAAAUUAUAUUUGCAGUUUAUAGAAGCAUG